AUGGAUUGCAAGAGCUUUGCAUCAAAGACGGCCCAUGUCGGAGACGAUGUCACGCUCAAAUGCGGCCGAGAAUCAUCAUCAGUAGGAUACUUAUUUUGGAUGAAACUUGUGGUUGGAAGCCUGCCUGAAAUCUUGGGAGCAGCAUACACAUUUUCAAACGGCGUUGUGAAAACUCCUCCAGGAAUUACUGCCGAAAUAGAACGUGGAACAUUUGUUCUUCGUAUAACCAAAGCAAAGCUGAGCGACAAUGCCAUCUAUUACUGUGAAGAAAUUAUCGAACUGCAGAAGAGAUCUCUGAAUAUUACUUUUCUCAGAGUCAAAGAACAAAAAGAUCCAUUACCCUCGACCACCCCAGAGCCUCCAGCUGUCCCGGUCCAGCCAGGGGACUCUGACACUGUCCAGUGUUCAAUUCUUUCUGAAAAUAACAGUAAAAUGUGUCCAGAAUUUCAUAAGCUGUGUGUGUUCCAAACCAAAUCUGGUGAAUCUCAGGCCACUGGGAUGUGUAGUCAUGACCAGAGUGGUGCUGAGAAAAACUUGACUCAAAAAUGUCUUUGCAACUUCUCUCUGAGCAACAUCAGCACCUCUGACUUUGGGAUUUAUUACUGUACUGGGGUCACAUUAGAGCAGAUGUGUUUUGGAAAUGGAACAAAAAUGGAUGCGGAAGCCUCCCGCCCUUUAUCUGAAUCCCCCACUACCACUGUGGUUCUGUUUUUAUUGUGUGGUGCCUUGGCCGUGAGUUUAACUGUUAUUGCUCUACUGAUUUACACCAUCAGGAAAAAGAACAAAUGUGAGUGUUGCGAAGACUCGAUGAUCUCGGUGAUGACAGCUCAAUAUGGUGAAGCGGUUACCUUUAAAUGUUUGCUCCCCACUUAUGAGAAUAAUAACAGCCGUAUCAAGUGGUACAAGCAGAGUGUUGGUGAUACACUUACAUUAAUCACCACACUGAUGACAAAUACUAUCGAGCCUGCAUUUGAAAAAGGAUUUUCACCCUCACGGUUUAGUGCAAAAUGCACUACUGGUGUGUGCACUCUGACCAUUGCGAAGACAGAGCCAGAAGAUGAGGCACUGUAUCACUGUGGAACCUUUUCUUGGAGGUCCGAUCGUUGGACUGGGACCUAUUUAUCUUUAAAAGAAAACGACAAGCGAGCAAGAAAGUAUACAGUUGUUCAGUGGCCAGGGAUUUCAGAAUCUGUUCAGCCUGGAAAAAAUAUGACUCUUCAAUGUUCAAUCCAUCGUCAUUCUGAGGAUUCCUCCUGUCCACAUGAGCACAGGGUGCACUGGUUUGCGGUCAGAUCGGAUCAGUCUCUGGGCAACGUCAUUUACACCAGUGGAAAUGGACCACAUAAAUCUGAAUGCAAACCUGAGUCAAAAAGCUGUGUGUAUCACUUCUCUAAGAACAUCAGCUCGUCUGAUGAUGGGACUUACUACUGUGCUCUGGCCACAUGCGGAGAGAUAUUAUUUGGAGAUGGAACAAAGCUAGACAUACAGAGUACCAAGUUGGUCUCUGAGGUUUUCCAGAUGGGAAAUCAAAUCACCUUUCUGUUCUUUGCGGUAAAAAAGAUCAGAGAAUGUGGAUCGUGUUUUAUCUACUGCUGCUGGUCCAAGCUGGGGUGCACAUAUGAAAAAAACUUUGUGACUACGACGGCUGGUGUUGGAGAAAAUGUGAUCCUAACAUGUAACUACGACGAACCUAGAGGCAUAGCUACUUUUUAUUGGAUCAGAGUUGUCUCUGGGACCAUGCCUGAAAUCAUGGGGAGAGGAUUUAACUUUGAUUAUGUUGAUCCAAUAGUGAUUUCUCGUGUUACAACCAAUCAAGAACCAAGAAGAUUUGUUCUCAAUAUUACAAAUGUGAACCUGAGUGACACAGCAUUUUACUAUUGUCUGAUAUCGCAACAACGGAAAAUUAGUUUUCUAAAAGGAACAUUUCUACGAAUUACAGGUCCAGAACCAGAUUUUACUGACGUCAUUCAGAAUAAUCCAUCUGUAGCAAUUCAUGCAGGAAACUCUGUUUCUUUGAAUUGCUCGGUCCUCUUUGAUUCAGAGAAGAAAACAUGUCCAGAAGAACACAGGGUUUUCUGGUUCAGAGUCGCAUCGGAUAAAUCCCAGCACACAUUCCUUUAUGGCCAGAGUGAAGGUGGUGGUGAAUGUGUGAGGAGUCCUGAGAAUCAGUCUCCCCAGAGCUGUGUGUACAGCUUCUUUAAGGGCAACGUCACCUCCACUGAUGCUGGAACUUACUACUGUGCAGUGGCUGCAUGUGGGAGGAUAGUUUUUGGAAAUGGAUCUAAGGUCAACAUUGAAGUUGUCGGCACAUAUGAUGCAGAGAAGACCAAUAAGCUUCUUUAUUUGCUCUGUGCUGCUUUGGCUGUGAGUCUGAUUGUUACCUCGUUCCUUCUUUGUUCCAUACGGAAAAAAACCUGUAACUGUAGCAACGUGAUUUAUCAGAGGAAGGCCAAAGCGGGAAGGCGAAAAGCAACGGCAAGGGAGGAGACGAUCUACGCCGAUAUCUGGCACACACAUUGUGUUUCUCUGUUUUCUGUUGUGAUUUUGUUUUUAGGAUGCUCAGACAAUUUGAUGCUGGAACUGAAGACUGUUACGAAUGGGGAUUAUGUGACUCUCACCUGUUCCCGUCUGAAUACAGAAUUUGAUGCAACCCUGCAUUGGGUCAGAUUUGUCUCCGGGAACCAGCCUGAAUAUCUAGGAGGAACAUUUUCCUUUGAUUAUGAUGUUGUGAACAAGACUCCUCACUUCACAGUAAAACAAGAGCCUGGGAACUUUACUCUUCACAUCAGUAAAAGUAAUCUGAGUGAUGCUGGCCUGUAUUACUGUAUAAAAAUAGACACACUUGAUCUGACAUUUUUGAAAGGAACAUUUCUGAGAGUUAAAGGACCUUCGCCAAACAUCUCUGUCAUCGUUCAGGAGCCUCCAUCUGUUUUAGUCCAUCCAGGAGAUCCAGUGAGUCUUCAGUGUUCGGUCCUCUUUUACGCUGAGAGGAAAACCUGUCCAGCAGAACACAGUGUGUACUGGUUCAGAGCUGGAACAGAUGAGUCUCACCCCAGCUUAAUUUAUACUAAUGGAAACAGUGGUGAUGGAUGCAAGAGUCGUCUCGAGGCUAACUCAGAAAAGAAAUGUAUCUACAGCUUCUCUAAGAACAUCAGUCCCUCUGAUGCUGGCACUUACUACUGUGCUGUGGCUACAUGUGGAGAGAUAUUAUUUGGAAAUGGCACCGAACUGGACAUUGGAGUGCCCGGUGUGUGGGAUCUGCAGACGGCCAACACCGUUAUCCUCCUCCUAUCCACUGUUUUGACUGCAAGUGUGAUCAUUAUCUGCAUCCUCACUUGUUUCAUCAAGAAAAAAACCUGUGGAUGUUGUGAGGGGUGUGCAAUCGAUCCAAUCUUAGAGACGAAAACCAAUCAUGUUGGCAGUCAAGUGACUCUCACAUGUCCCCGCAAGUCUGCAGGAACCUUCUCUUGGAUGAGGGUUAAUUUUGGGAGCACUCCAGAGAUCUUAGGAGAAGAACCAAAAAAAUAUAAUCAUAUUACAGUUAAACAAGAGCCUGGAAUAUUCGAACUAAGAAUUCUAAAAUCAAAACUAAGUGACACUGGAUUUUAUUUCUGUAUCAGAAAAUAUCAUCAAAAAAUGGAACUGUUGACUAUAACAUACCUGAGGACUGAAGAACCUGUCACCACAGCUCCUCCAUCUCCUCUGUUCCAUCAAGAGGACUCGGUGACUCUGAAAUGUUCAGUCCUUCAUGAUUCACAGAAUACAUCGUGUCCGGCAGAUGAAAACAUAUUCUGUCUUACUGCUAAGUAUAAUCAAUGUCACUCAAGUUUGAAUUACUCCAAAGAAGGACAGGGCGGAUAUUUGAACAACUCUUUAUCAGUCACAGCGAAGAAAUGUCUCCACAGCUACUUAAAACACUUCAGUUCCUCUGAUGUUCAGACGUAUUACUGUGCUGUCGCCACAUGUGAGGAGAGAGUGAUGGAAAAUCAAUCAAAACCAAACAAAGCAGUGAACCUCUGCAGUUCAAAGGAUGUUUUUUCCAUCGUGUUUUACCUGUUAUGUGCUGCUGUGGCCAUGAGUGUCAUUCUUAUCGGCUUCCUUGCGUAUACAAUCAGGAAACUUCGGAAGAAAAUAAAGGAAUAUAGUACCGUUGCCGUCGCCCAGCAAAGACAAACCUCAACCAGAGAAAACCAAGGAAGUCAGCAGACAGAUGAGGACUCCUUGAUUUAUUCAACAGUUGCUUUCACGAGAACAAAAAUGAGCCAAACAGCAAAAAGGGCCAAUAAAAGCGAUGAGGAAGAGACCAUCUUCACUGAUGUCUGUGAUCCUGGGCUUUGAUAGUGUUAAGCUAAGCAGCAUUGUGUGACUAUUUGAUUGCCAUAACAAAUGUAUUUAUUCCUGAAUGUAUCAGUGGAAAAUUUGCACCAUUUGUUGUGUGUGAAGAAGUGUGUUGGGCAGGUGUGUUUCUGCACAACCUGACCUGCUAACCUGCUAACCUGAAAGUGAUUUUGGCUUUCCUGCUUUUGUGGAAAUGUCUAAGUACAUACUGUACUGAAAUCAAUUUACUGGCUAUUGUAAAGA
Messenger RNA from Menidia menidia (Atlantic silverside), 4581 nucleotides. The record is from the annotation of a GenBank genome assembly. NCBI's taxonomy places the organism in Eukaryota, Metazoa, Chordata, Actinopteri, Atheriniformes, Atherinopsidae.